Messenger RNA from Closterium sp. Naga37s-1, 618 nucleotides. NCBI's taxonomy places the organism in Eukaryota, Viridiplantae, Streptophyta, Zygnematophyceae, Desmidiales, Closteriaceae. The record is from the annotation of a GenBank genome assembly.
AUGGCCGUUCGUGCCACACGAGGCAACGUUGAACUCGAGCAUCGGGCGAAGCCGUGGGCGCGCGAGUGGCGGCGCUGGAAAGGUGCACCCGCAUGGCCUCGCCAUCGCCUUGCCGCCACGCCCACACUCACUCACACGCAACACUCGCAUGUGCCACGCGAGCCCCCACCACGCGCCUCGUCAGACUCAAAAGGCAUGACUCCUGCUGCGCCCACCUGCUGCGCCCACCUGCUGCGCCCACCUGCUGCGCCCACCUGCUGCAUGUGGUCGAGUAUGUUCUGCAUCGCCCGUGAGCGCGUCAAUGCUGCUGCGCGCCUGAGAGUCGCCAUCAGCGCCGUGGCCGCCCGCGUGUUGGCUGCCCGCGUGUUGGCCGCCCGCGUGUUGGCCGCCCGCGUGUUGGCCGCCCGCGUGUUGGCCGCCCGCGUGUUGGCCGCCCGCGUGUUGGCCGCCCGCGUGUUGGCCGCCCGCGUAUUGACUUCCCGCGGAAUGGCUUUCCGUGCGCAAAUCCGCAACCAGCCCGCCCUCUUCGCGUCUGUGGGGUCCGCGGCGCUCCCCGCGUUAUGUCUACCGCUGGGACGACCCCUCGCCUGUGAUGGGCGCGGGCGGCGGGCUGUCUGA